Messenger RNA from Boeremia exigua, 1559 nucleotides. RefSeq lists its product as uncharacterized. The coding region runs from base 337 to 1488 and encodes 383 amino acids. The record is from RefSeq and is a predicted model, not a curated record. The transcript has 3 exons. NCBI's taxonomy places the organism in Eukaryota, Fungi, Ascomycota, Dothideomycetes, Pleosporales, Didymellaceae.
CCUGUCGAGAGGUGCGCCAGUCGCAGUUCUGGAAGAGAUGCCGUGUCAACACGCGGUUUCUGCUGGUUUUGGCCCGGUCACUUCGGGUUCUUGGCUAUAGUAGUCUCGCCAUCCGCCGGGCUUGUUUUGGAAAAUCAACCAGACCCAAUAGGGGACUCUUCCGAAUCGAUUCCCCGACUGCCUGCUAAAAUGCGAACAAUACGUCAUCUCUUCGUUCCCUGGGCUCUCAGUCAAUAUAACCAUGCUCUCACCACAUGUGAAAUUUGCCUUACUUCAAUCAGCUGACUACGCUUUUACAUAGUCUCGAAACCAACAGCUGCAUCUCAACACGCCAUCAUGUCCCACGCCUUAGUUUUGGGAGCCUCUGGAAUAUCUGGCUGGGCGCUGCUCAACCAGCUCACGCGAUAUCCUGACCCUACAACAUUUUCGCGAAUCACUGGUCUCUCAAAUAGACCGCUCACCCUUGAGCAAGCCCAGCUUCAAGCGGAUCCGAGGCUCAACCUCGUCAACGGUAUCGAUUUGACGAAAUCGGUCUCUGAAGUCUCGCAAUUAUUAAAGGAGAAGGUAGAAGAUGCAGCAAGUAUCACGCAUGUUUUCUUCACCGCAUACAUACAGACUGGGGACUUCGAAAGCCUGAAGAAAAUCAACACUGACCUGCUAAGAGUGGCCGUUGAAGCCAUUGAAAGGGUCUCCAAAAAACUCAAAACAAUCAUUCUCCAGACUGGCGGCAAAGGGUAUGGUUUAGAAUUCCCCAAAGAGGUGGGUGUCCACCCACCCCUCCGCGAGGACAUGCCACGCAUCCCCGAGCCGUACGCAAGCAAGAUCUUCUACUACACCCAAUACGAUCUCCUCACCGAACUGUCUAAGGGCAAGUCAUGGACCUUCUCAGAAAUCCGUCCUGAUGGCAUUGUCGGGUUCACACCUACAUCAAACGCGAUGAACAUGUCACAAGGCAUUGGCUUAUAUCUUUCCAUAUACCGAGAGGUACAUGGCGAGGGUGCCGUUGUGCCGUUCCCUGGAGAAGAGCAUGGUUACCAAUCUACCCACUCCGACACCUUCCAGGAUGUGCUUGCGAAAAUGGAAAUCUAUGCUGCAACGCACAUUGAGAUGUGCGGCAACGGCGGCGUUUUCAAUGUCGCAGACGGACAGACAGUUACAUGGGCGCAAGUAUGGCCUAAGCUCGCUGCGCACUUUGGUCUCAAGGGCGAAGGCCCUAGAUCGAACACCACCCCGAUGGAGCAGUUCGUCAAGGACAACCAGGAGACGUGGAAGGCACUUGCGGAUAAGUACGGUCUCAAGACCAGGGUGACGGAAGAGCAAAACUGGGGUCACGUACACUUCAUGCUUGUGCAGUUUGACUUUGACAGGCAGUAUGAUUUGAGCCGGGGUCGAGAGGUCGGAUUUAAGGAGGAGAUUGACACAGCACAAGGUUACUUCCUCUCUUGGGAGAGAAUGAGGUCUGCACAAAUUCUGCCGCCCUUGCAGUAGACGUCUAGUUUCUCGACAGAAAAGAAGACAUGACAGCUUCCAGCUUGCACCAAUCGCGUCAGCUAGGACCA